Messenger RNA from Hyaloscypha bicolor E, 1820 nucleotides. RefSeq lists its product as uncharacterized. Gene Ontology annotation, cellular component: nucleus. Gene Ontology annotation, molecular function: zinc ion binding; transcription cis-regulatory region binding; DNA-binding transcription factor activity, RNA polymerase II-specific. The transcript is spliced from 2 exons. Bases 81 to 1760 code for a protein of 559 amino acids. The record is from RefSeq and is a predicted model, not a curated record. Gene Ontology annotation, biological process: positive regulation of transcription by RNA polymerase II. NCBI's taxonomy places the organism in Eukaryota, Fungi, Ascomycota, Leotiomycetes, Helotiales, Hyaloscyphaceae.
AUGCUGUAACACGUUAUCAGACGAUAUUCUCCUGAGUAUCGAGAGGCCAAGAGUGUAUCUCUCGUGACAUAUGCCUCGCAAUGUCAAGUGGUAGUAGAGGCCCCGCGUCCCGAUCCAAACGCGCCUGUCGUUCUUGCCGGAAAAGACAUCUCAAGUGCGAUGAACAGGAGUCGUGUUCUAAUUGUCAAAAAUCCGAUGGCCGCUGCGAGUAUGAUGAACAUGAAGGUUUUAUGGCGAAGCAAUGGAGCCCGGGCGAAGCUGGUCUCAGUCGGGUGGAGCUCCAGGAGGCAUUGAGUCUCGUCCAAGGCGCUGCACAAUCUUCAGUAACGGCUGCCAAUACUUUUAUCAACGAGACGCAGGCUACAGCUAGCCAGUAUAUCAUCACGAACUCUCCGGCCUUCGCGUCUCCUGGGUAUCACUACAACACACCUUCGCCAUCCGCUGCACCGCCUCGGCAGCAUAGCAUUUAUAGUCCAUCCUUAAUUGGGACAUCUCCAUCAGCGACUUUUGUCCCCUCUCCAAGGGUCGAGAGGUCAAGACGGAUUGGCCUUAAUUCAGACCUCUUCUACCUCGACAAGUACUGCCACGUGAUUGGUCCCUGGUUUGACUUGUUUGACCAGGAAAAGAACUUCUCUCUUGUUGUACCUCAUCUCAGUCUCGAGCACCCCCUUUUACAGCUGUCAUCACUAGCAUGUGCAUCCAGGCAACAUCACCUGACAUCAUCCAGCAGCGUCGACACGACUCUCACAUACUAUGACGACGCCCUUCAAAUGCUUACGGCCUCAUUGAGAGACGAGAGCACUUCCUCUUCCGCUGCAGUGUUUGCCUCAUGCUUAUUUUUGGCCCAUUGCGAAAUGAUUGGAGCCAGCACUCAGGACUGGCAUCUGCAUAUUUCAGGCACAUAUUCGUUGAUCAGGACUCAUGGCUGGCAUGGCCGAAGUGGUGAACUCGGGCAAGCAUGUUUCUGGAUAUAUUGUCGUAUGGACCUUCUUUCCUCCCUCGCGACUGGCGAGCAAACUCGACUUGACACCUCACUCUGGAUACCCAAUUCGCCAUCCCUCCCUGAAGUUUGGACAAUCGAUACCUGGGCUAAUCAUGCCGUCUUCAUCCUGGCCCAGGUCCAUAACUUCCUCUGCAAAAUACGACAAACUCCAACUUUCGGUCCCAGCCUCUUCGACGAAUGGCAAUCCCUCAACAACUUCAUCGAUUCCCACGAACAGAACCAACCCAGCAUCUUCCGACCACUUGUCUCCCUUCCACCUUCCGGAGACAACCCGUUCCCUUCCAAUUUCUACAUAUCCGAGGCCGUGAGCGCUGCCCUCCAGAUGUUUGACGUCGCCCGCCUUCUUCACAUUCUCUCUCGUCCGGAACGCUCGCGCUCCGAACGAAUAGCCCGCUUCCAAGCCCAAGGCGACAUCGCGACUGUCUAUAUCGAUCGAAUCAUAGCGAAUAGCAUCAUUAAUCGGCACGAUGUCAACUGGGCGACCGCUGUCCAGUUGCUCAGUUCUGCAGGUCAUGCCUUGGUGGGAUGGCGCAAGAGGAAGGCACUGUUGGAGUGCUUAAUCGAUAUUCAGUCGAGGACAGGGUGGAAUACUAGAGAUAACGUCAACGGGUUAUUGGAAUGGUGGGGUUGGGCCGGUCUUCUAAUUGAGAGAGGCUGGGAAUGGAGGGAUGUGACGGAGGAGAUAGGGGAGGAAUAUAUGCCUGGCCAGGCACUGAUGAGGAUGUUUGAGUGGAAUCUACCUGGGAGGAAUUCUUGAUUCACGAGGCCGAAGCUCAAUCACUACCGAAGCCGAACAGAAACGAUACAAAAGGCAAAC